AAAGUAUAUUUACAAGCAAAGUGUGUUUAUAAAUAUAAAUUAUAAAUACAGCCAUUUUAAAUUUGUUAAUACUUUUUAUUUUCAAUUAUUUUACGCCGGCAACGCUUAUUAACUUAAUUAUAUAAAUAAACAAAAUUAUAAUGAAUGAAUCUAGCACAGACGCCGUUAACCACUUGAUCUGUAGGUUAUGUUCCCACAAAGCGAGAUUGAUUUCAUUAUUCAAAGGAAAAAGUCGAAGUAUCAGGGAUUUAAUCAGGAAAAUGGUCGCAGUUACUAUUGGAAUAAAGUAUGAAGAAGACAACUAUUUUGACUGUAUAUGUUCUUCAUGCAUAAUAGAAACAUACAAUCUUCUUGUAUUUAAAACUAAAUGUCUGAAAAAUGAAGAAAAAUUGCAGGCUUUAAUUCCAAAUAUACCAAAAAAAUCUGACUCUGGGACAAAAUUAUCGGAUAUUGAGUUACCUAAUUACACUGAACUCAAACAUAUUUUAACCAAUUGGCUCCGUACCAAAUCCUUUAUAUCAACUGAGAGCAGCGGGUCUUCUGGAGAAUCAUCAUCAUCACCAGCUUGUGCAAAGACCAAAAUCGAUAAAAGUACUCAGACGCAUUCUCCAAAAUGUUUUAAUGUUUCAAUCCAGAACGCAUUCAUGCCAAUCAUUCCUAAAGUUACUAUCGAAACCCAAACGAAUCUUAUCAAAACCAUCAAUGCCGAUAUUCAGUGUAAUUUAGGAAAAAAAGAAUCUUCCAAAAGACCCAGAAUCAAAGAUAAGUAUACUCAAUGCGAUUUAUUAAAAAUACAAACGAAAAAGCCUAAGGGUUUUUUCGACGUUUACACCCAAACGAUAGAUUUGAAAACUGAAAACAACAAUGAAGCCAUUAUUACCGGAAAAUAUGAUAGCGAUAAAUAUAGUUGUGUACAUAAAACGCUAAACAAUAGAAUUAAGAAUAUUAAUAGUGAUAAGAAUAAAACUAAAAAGUUAAAAGAUAAGUUGAAACAACAUAAAUCGUCCAAAAAUAUUGACGAAUUAUUUGAGCCCCUUAAAACCGACAAGGCAGCUGUAGGAUUGGAAUUUACUAUUAAAAAAAAUUCAUCAGACUCCUCGAAUGAUUCAACGGAAUUGAAGAUGGUUGAUAAUUCUUGUAAUUUGACUCAAGCAUCAAAUAAAGCUCAAUCGCAUGAGAAAUUUACAGAUAAUUUACAAGUAGAAAAGGUUAAUGAUAGUGGUGAUAAAUUAGUAACAGAAACGUUAAUAAAAAGUUCUAAACAAGAUGAAAGUAAAAACGUUCGACCUAGGAGAAAUCUGAGUUUCAAAUCAGAAUUGAAAACACCUUCUCCUUUACAAGUCAAAGAAACUUUACCCAAGAUCAUAACAUCUCCUUUAAAUACUACAGAUACUAAUUCGACUGAAGCAUCAAAUAAAGCUCAAUCGCAUGAAAAAGUUACAGAUAAUUUACAAGUAGAACAGGUUAAUGAUAGUGGUGAUAAAUUAGUAACAGAAACGUUAAUAAAAAGUUCUAAACAAGAUGAAAGUAAAAACGUUCGACCUAGGAGAAAUCUGAGUUUGAAAUCAGAAUUGAAAACACCUUCUCCUUUACAAGUCAAAGAAACUUUACCCAAGAUCAUAACAGCUCCUUUAAAUACUACAGAUACUAAUUCGACUGAAGCAUCAGAUAAAGCUCAUUUGAAUGAAAACAUUACAGAUAAUUUACAAGCAGAACAGGUUAAUGAUAGUGGUGAUAAAUUAGUAACAGAAAUGUUAAUAAAAGAUUCUAAACAAGAUGAAAAUAAAAACGUUCGACCUAGGAGAAACCUGAGUUCGAAAUCAAAAUUGAAAACACCGUCUCCUUUAAAAGUCACAGAAACUUUACCUAUCAUAAAAUCUCCUUUAAAUACUACAGAUACUAAAAAAUCUGGAAGGAUAGCAAACAAAUCGCAUCUCAGUCAAUCUGAUGAAAGGGCAACAAGUGGACUUCUAAAAGUUACAGAACCAGUUACUUCACCAAAAGUAAAAGAAACCAAUGUUCAUACUGAAACCCCUUGCCAAUCAAAUAAAAAUCGUCGAUCAGAAGAUAGGAAAGUUGAUAGUGAAUACCUUCGUCCUAAGAGAAAACAGUGUUUAAAACCAGAAACACCUCCAAACAUUAAUCGUUUACAAAUCAAAGAAACUUUACCUAUCAUCACAAAAUCACCUUGUAACACAGAUAGUCAAAAAUGUGAAAGGUUACAACUCGGCCAAUCCAAUGAAAGGGCAACAAGCGGUCUUCUAAAAGUUGCAGAACCAGUUACUUCACCAAAAGUAAAAGAAACCAACAUUCCUAGUGAAACCUCUUCCCAACCAAAUAAAAAUCGUUCAGAGUAUAGGAAAAUUGAAACUGAAUACCUUCGUCCUAAGAGAAAAUCGUGUUUGAAACCAGAAACUCCUCCAAACAUUAAUCGUUCACAAAUCAAAGAAGCUUUACCUAAUAUCACAAAAUCACCUUUAGAUAGUGAAAAAUUUGAAAGGCUAUCAAACAAAUUAGAACUCAGUCAAUCCAAUGAAAAGGCAACAAGCAGACUUUUGAAAGUUACAGAACCAGUCACUUCACCAAACGUAAAAGAAACAAACAGUCCCAUUGAAAUCUCUUUCCAGUCGAAUAAAAAUUUACCCUUUCCAGACUCUAGUGUUUACAAACUAUUAAAUGUGGACUGUCAAAAAUCGGACUUACUGGAAGUCAAAGUAGAACAGGAUUCUCCGAAUUUGAUCAAUUUGGACACGAGUAUAGUGUUAAAAUCAUCGCCAGUGUCUUAUGAUAACGAACCGUCACCGAAUAACGAACCGUCACUGAAUGACGAUUCGCCUAACUCUUCGGGAUUGUUGCAGACGACCGGCAAGGUGGAGUAUUUGAGGACUUGUCCGGAAUGUGGGAGGAUCAUUCAUACGAAGAAUGAAUUGGUCGAGCAUCGAAAAAGCCAUAUGAAAUGUUACUUGUGCAAGAAGAGGUUUAAGAGUAUCAAGAAAACAAAGGAACAUAUGAACAGUGAUUGUAUAAGAAAAUUAGAUUCAACAAAUCCAGUAAUUACUCUCAUGAAAAUAGAAGAUUGUCAGACUUUGACAAACCAAUAUCCGAACGUUUUAGAACAAAUAACGCAAAGUCCUAAGAAAAGGCGCAGAAACGAUCAUUCAGAAGAGAAUAGUUCGAGGAAAAAAAUUGUUUUUCUACCAUCAACCAGUUCCGAAUAAAAAAAAUCCAAG
Molecule: messenger RNA, 3230 nt
Organism: Psylliodes chrysocephalus
Lineage: Eukaryota; Metazoa; Arthropoda; Insecta; Coleoptera; Chrysomelidae
Source: the annotation of a GenBank genome assembly